AUGACACUACCCUCUCUAGUUCUUCCCUCAGUGUUUCUGCUCCAGAAGACACCCUCCUCACCAGUCACAUGUCAUUCAACGGGUUUCUUCCCUGAAAAAGCCCAUCUUUUCUGGAGGAAAGAUGGAGUGGAGAUUCAUGAAGGGGUAGAACAUGGAGACAUUCUUCCCAAUGAUGAUGGAUCCUUCCAGAUGAGUGUCGACUUGAAGGUUAUCUCAAUCCCACCAGAAGAAUGGGGGAGAUACGAGUGUAUGUUUGAGUUCUCUGGUGUGCAGAAUUAUGUUGUAACCAAACUGGACCAAGACACAAUCAGAAGCAACAAUGCAAAAAGUUCAUUAACCACAACCGCCAUCGCUGUUAUUGCUACGAUUGGAUGUGUUAUCGUCAUCGUCAUUGUUGCCUUGGCAUCCACCUCUUUCAAAAAGAGACAAUUGGCACACCGUACAGAGAGAUCUUCUACACCAUCCUCGGACAUCCCUUUGGACACAACCUCAGACACUGUCUCGGUCACCGGCUCGGACACUGCCUCAAACACGGGCUCGUUCUAAGAAAC
This is a messenger RNA of Fundulus heteroclitus (mummichog), 551 nucleotides long. RefSeq names its product major histocompatibility complex class I-related gene protein-like. Gene Ontology annotation, cellular component: external side of plasma membrane. The record is from RefSeq and is a predicted model, not a curated record. The transcript is spliced from 4 exons. The coding region runs from base 1 to 546 and encodes 181 amino acids. Gene Ontology annotation, biological process: immune response. NCBI's taxonomy places the organism in Eukaryota, Metazoa, Chordata, Actinopteri, Cyprinodontiformes, Fundulidae.